AUGGUGCUUUCCACUUGUUUCAAGCUCCUGGCUGCUGGUUUGUUGGGGCUCGCCUGCGCCACGCCUCCUGUCAUCGACAAGGAGCUCAUGAUCAUCAGCGAGUUCGAUGUUGGCUCGAUACCGGGAGCUGAAUAUCAAGUUGCUCGAGAUCUCGGCUACAAUGUCACGUCCAAGUCCAAGGCCCAGUUUCAGGCCAUGACCGUCGACGAGCUUGGCUACUACAAUGCAAUCGUCAUCUCAGACAAUGGCAGCUGUGACGAGACAGACCUCGCCUUCCUCGACCCGGCAACUUCCACCAACCUGGCCGCCGCUGCCAAGGGCAACAUCUUCAUCAUGGGCACCAGUCUGACUGCGGAGAUGCGAUUCAUGAUUGACUGUGACAUCCCUGAUCACACGCCCGUGACCUCGGUGGCACGAGACGCCCUGCACUGGGUGUCCAGCGGAACCUCGACCGGCUUCUAUCUCUCAUUCUCCUGCUAUCGCCAACUGCAGGGCAUCCCCGCGACUGCUGUCCCUGCGCUCGUUGGUUUUGGCAACUUCGCCUCUCGAUCCGGAGACUAUCCCACAGGAGGCAGCUGCCUUUACGAUGUUGAGCUCCCAAACGCCGACGAGAUCUUCCAGUCCGAUGUGACCCCCGCCUCGACGUUCACUCAGUACCGUUGCGCCAUUCCCGAGAUCUUCACCGCCUGGCCUUCUGGCUUCGCCGUCAGCGGCAACUCUGCCAGUGCGCAAAACGACGCCGGAACUAACAUGCAUCUGCCUUUUAUGCUGGACCGCGUGUCCAUCUACAACAACUGCGGCAACGGGAGAAUCGAUGGCCCGAACUGGAAGGAGGACUGCGACGACGGCGAGGCCAACGUCGGCGGCACCUUGGCCACCCAGUUCUCCACCUGUUCGGCCCAGUGCACAUGCGUCUACGGCGUGGCCGCAGGGGGGACUUGUAACCCUGUGCCCAAUCUGUGCGGCAAUGGGGUCUGGGAGUCCGGGAAUGGCGAGCAGUGCGACGACGGUCCCACUGGCAGUAGGUCGUGCACCGCGACUUGUCAAUGCAUCUACGGCGUCGGCUCACAGCCUGGCACGUGCAAGAAUGAGCCAGUAUGUGGCAACGGGGUGGUCGAUGACGGCGAGCAAUGCGAGCCACAAAGAAUUCCAGGCCGUCGUGGUGCAUCGGGCCUAUUGGCGCGCCGACCGGUGCCUGUCGCUGACGACAUCUGCAAUGCCCAGUGUCAGUGCAUCUACGGGCUCAACGCGACGACAGCAGCGUGCAACCCGGUUCCUGUAUGUGGCAAUUACUGGACCCAGCAGGGCGAGGAAUGCGACGCUGGACCUUCGGGCGACGAGGUGUGCUCGUCGACGUGCAGGUGCAUCUACGGCGUGACCCAGGACGGCUGUGUGCCCGCGCCAGUGAACAGCACGACAACGACAACGUCUCCCACUAGCACAGCUUCAAGCUCCAGCUCAAGCACGACCUCCAGCAGUACAAUUUCAGCUACAUCAACUCCAGCCACUUCCAGUUCUGCCGUCAGUAGCAGCACGCCAGCGACUUCGCCAACUUCGGUGCCUUCCUCUACCGCCCCGACCUCGUCCGCCACUCCGACGCAGACUUCGAGCCCGUUCCCUCAAAGGCUCAGCACCAAUUACGAGUUCGUGGGAUGCACUGGCUCGGAACAGAACUAUCCUUCCUUUACGCUACAGGUAUCCAGUGACAACAUGAACCUAGAAUUGUGCACCGCCGCUUGCAACGGCCGUCUCUAUGCCGGUGUCCAUGUGAACAACUGCUACUGUUCUGACGAGUUCAGCAACGUCGUGACCAUCUCUCGCGACCUCUGCAACCUCCCUUGCCCGGGCAACCCGGCCGAGAACUGCGGCGGCUACCGCUCCGUCAACGGCACCACUACUUUCAUCCGCCGUCAGAACCGCCGCCAGGCCGCGGGCCCCGUGCCGUCUAAUGCCCUCCUGGCUGUCUACCAGUUCGCCCCACAGAGCCCGACCUCGGCCGUCCCACCGCCUACCUCCCCAGUCCCGGGUCCGUCUAGCGUCCUACCGGCCCCGCAGAGCCAGGGCCAGGGCCAGACGACUGCCAUCGCAGUCGCUACGGCCGCUGCUACUGCCACGGCCACGACCACGGCCAUGGUCACGAGCACCACGUGCUCUAGCGGCUACUGCAAUGCCGCGGGCUACAUCUUCGAGCAAUGCCAGGGCUACCCGAACCCCGGCGAGGCUGUCUUUGUCCUUCAGGCUUGCAGCUGUCCCGGCGGUUGGCAAUACGUCCCCGCCGGCUGCGAUGGCACCUCGUGCGGCUCGCUGGUGGUGUAUCGCGCUGUGGCCUGGACUACCGGCACCGCUCCCCCCUCUGGGGUGGUCGUGUACCAGCCACAGGCGUGCAUUAGCUUCAACUGUGUUGGCAGUGUCAUCUUUGCGCAGGGCAGCGGUGUCAGUGGUGGCAACGCAAACACUACCAGUCCGGUGCAGCCCUCGACUGUUGUCGUCGUUGCUGGGGCCGGCAAGAUGGUUGGAUACAUGAGCUCUCUCAUGGUUGCUGUUGGCGCCCUCGUCCUUCUUUUAUAA
Thyridium curvatum is the source of this 2568-nucleotide messenger RNA. RefSeq lists its product as uncharacterized. Bases 1 to 2568 code for a protein of 855 amino acids. Lineage: Eukaryota; Fungi; Ascomycota; Sordariomycetes; Thyridiales; Thyridiaceae. The transcript has 3 exons. The record is from RefSeq and is a predicted model, not a curated record.